Messenger RNA from Trichosurus vulpecula (common brushtail), 1384 nucleotides. RefSeq names its product actin, clone 302-like. The coding region runs from base 166 to 1311 and encodes 381 amino acids. The transcript has 9 exons. NCBI's taxonomy places the organism in Eukaryota, Metazoa, Chordata, Mammalia, Diprotodontia, Phalangeridae. The record is from RefSeq and is a predicted model, not a curated record.
AGUAAACAGGGAAAGUCACUGUGGAAAUGGUUAUAAACGCAUGGGACCAUCAAAGCCAAUCACGUGAGAGAAUGAGGAAGUGGGAGGAGGAGGAUGCCCAGGGAAAUCCGGUUGUUCUCACAACACCACACUGGGGCCCUGAGUGGAUGAGAUUGGACAGCAAAGAUGCUAGCCAGAGACAGAUUGGGAGAAGCUGAAGAUCCCUCGGCUGUUAUAUUUGAUGGUGGCUCCAGAUUCUUCAAAGUAGGUUUUGGCGGAGAACAGUCCCCCCGCUUUGUUUUCCCAUGCAUGGUUGGGCGCUACAAAAGGCAGAAUGUGAUGCGCGGAAUGGACGCAAGGGAUACUUUCAUUGGCAAUGAAGUCACUGAGAAGCGUGGAAAGCUCACAGUGAAAUAUCCCGUUGAACGUGGGAUAAUCACCAACUGGGAUGACAUGGAAAAGAUCUGGCAUCAUGCUUUCUACAAUGUGCUCCACAUAGACCCAGAAGAACAUCCCCUCAUGGUGACUGAGACCGUCACCAACCCAAAGGCCAACAAAGAGAAAUUAAUGCAGGUUAUGUUUGAAACCUUUAGAGUUCCAGCUUUGUAUGUAGCACUCCAGGACGUUUUGUCCCUUUUCUCUUCAGGCCGGACCACUGGACUCGUGGUGCAUUCUGGGGAUGAAGUGACCUACAGUGUGCCCAUUGAUGGUGGCUACAUCUUGCCUGAAGCCAUCACCAACCUGGAGAUAUCAGGCCAGGACCUCUCUAUGUACCUUACGAAGAUUCUUACUGACAAAGGCUACUCCCUGAGCACCCUGGCUGAAUGGGAAAUGGUCAGAGCCAUCAAAGAGAAAUUGUGCUACGUGGCUUUGGACUACAUAGAGGAGAUGCACACUGAAGAAUCCUCCAUACAGAAGAAAUAUGAGCUCCCUGAUGGAAGAAUCAUUACCAUGGGCAGGGAGAGGUUCCACUGUCCUGAGGCUUUGUUCAAACCAUCUAUGUUGGGGGUCACAUCUCCAGGUCUUCACAAAAGCAUACACGACAGCCUUCUGAGAUGUGAUUUUGAAAUAAGGAAGAUCUUUUAUGUGAACACGAUCCUUUGUGGAGGCAACAUGUCAUUCCCAGGCAUGAGUGAGCGUGUGGCGAAGGAAAUCAAGACCCAGGCACCCCAGAUGACUAAGAUUAAGGUGAUUGUGCCAGCAGAAUGCCGCUUCUCUUCCUGGUUUGGCGGCUCCAUCCUCACCACUCUGAAUUCAUUUCAACACAUGUGGAUCUUUGAUUAUGAAUAUGAGGACUUUGGCCCUUCCAUUAUCCAUCGUCGAUGCUUCUGAGUUUGGCCCUCCCCCUCCCCCUCCCCCUUCUCAUCCUCAGGGAGUCAUCAAUAAAAAACUGGGGUGCCAACAC